CAUUCAGGAGGCAGAGGUGUGAAUCAAACAGUCCACACAUUCAUCCAGUUGGCUGGUGUAAAGAACAUCGAAGAACCCUGAUUACUCCUCCAGGCUAUUCGCAUGUGAAACACUUUUCCUGGGAUAAAUAUUUAGAAGAAACAAAUUCUUUACCUGCUCCUGCAAGAGCUUUCAAAGUGAAACCUCCACAUGGAUUCCAGAAAAAAAUGAAGCUUGAAGCUGUGGACAAAAGAAACCCACUGUUCAUCAGAGUAGCAACUGUGGCAGACACGGAUGAUCACCGGAUAAAAGUUCACUUUGAUGGCUGGAGCAGUUGCUAUGACUACUGGAUUGAUGCAGACUCUCCAGAUAUUCACCCUGUAGGCUGGUGUUCCAAGACUGGGCAUCCUCUUCAGGCUCCGCUAAGCCCUGCAGAAUUAAUGGAGCCAUCAGAGACUGGGGGAUGUCCAACUCUAGGCUGCAGGGGAGUUGGUCAUUUUAAAAAAUCGAGGUACCUGGGCACACAGAGUGGUGCCAAUUGUCCCUAUUCAGAAGUCAACUUGAGUAAAGACCGAAUCUUCCCAGACCGCCUGGGAAGUAAUGAGCUGACUCCAUCUUCUUUCUCAUACCCAAGAAGUAAAAGGACAGACACCAACGAAAGUUCCUCGUCUUCUGAAACCAGGGAACAGCAUGCCAAAAACGGCAAAGAAGAUUCUGAAAAGAAAAAAGAAAAUGAAGUAAAGAAAUCAGCCGAAGCCAAAGUUGUUCGGGAAGAGCCUACCCCUAGUGUACAGCAGACUCAGCCACCUCAGCAAGUGCAGCAAGUGCAGCAUGCUCAGCCACCUCAGCAGGCAGCGAAGGCUCCACAGGCUUCACAGGCAACACAGGCUCCACAGCCUCCACAGCCUCCACAGGCUCCACCAGCUCAGCAGACUCAGCAGACCCAGCAGGCCCAGCAGACUCCACAGGCUCAGCAGGCACAGCAAGCCCAGCAGGCUCAGCAAGCCCAGCAGGCCCAGCAAGCCCAGCAGACCCCACAGGCCCAGCAGCCUCAGCAGGCCCAGCAGGCCUCACAGGCCCAGCAGCCUCAGCAGGUUCAUCAGGCUCAGCAGACCCAGCAGCAGGCUCAGCGGCGGUCAGCUGUAUUUCUCUCCUUUAAGCCCCCAAUUCCAUGUCUGCCCUUGCGCUGGGAGCAGCAGAGCAAGCUUCUUCCAACUGUCGCUGGAAUUCCAGCCAGUAGAGUUUCCAAGUGGAGCACAGACGAGGUGUCAGAAUUCAUUCAGAGCUUACCUGGGUGUGAAGAACACGGAAAGGUGUUUAAGGAUGAACAAAUUGAUGGAGAAGCAUUUUUACUCAUGACUCAAACAGACAUUGUUAAAAUUAUGAGCAUUAAGCUGGGCCCGGCUCUCAAAAUUUUCAAUUCUAUUCUAAUGUUCAAAGCUGCGGAGAAGAAUUCCCACAAUGAACUGUGAAGACGGUGAAUUCUGGUACCAUCAGCUUCUGCUUUAUAGCUCAUUAUGUUCUUUCAAAGCACAAGGACAGCUCCAGCUCCCGAGUGAGAAGUCUUCAGAACUCACAGGAGCAGCACCCCAGGGCUCCAUCUGUCCCUCCAGCUGCAUACGCAUUCUUAGGAAAUGCCUGAGCUUCUUACCAGCA
Grammomys surdaster is the source of this 1635-nucleotide messenger RNA. RefSeq names its product lethal(3)malignant brain tumor-like protein 3. Gene Ontology annotation, biological process: regulation of DNA-templated transcription. The transcript is spliced from 11 exons. The annotation marks the transcript as partial. The record is from RefSeq and is a predicted model, not a curated record. Gene Ontology annotation, cellular component: nucleus. Gene Ontology annotation, molecular function: protein binding; zinc ion binding. Lineage: Eukaryota; Metazoa; Chordata; Mammalia; Rodentia; Muridae.